Messenger RNA from Anastrepha obliqua, 2246 nucleotides. It is a transcript of the gene Syngr, whose product is annotated as synaptogyrin. The coding region runs from base 45 to 785 and encodes 246 amino acids. Gene Ontology annotation, cellular component: neuromuscular junction; synaptic vesicle membrane. The record is from RefSeq and is a predicted model, not a curated record. NCBI's taxonomy places the organism in Eukaryota, Metazoa, Arthropoda, Insecta, Diptera, Tephritidae. The transcript is spliced from 5 exons.
CUAUCAACUGCUGCACCCGCAAAACACAAACACAAACCAACAGAAUGGAUGUCUUAACUCAGAUUCUGAAUAUGAAUGCUGGUGGCGCGUAUGGCGGUGGCAAAGCGGGUGGCGCCUUUGAUCCACUCACAUUCGCGAUGAAGCCUCAAGUGGUGAUACGUGCCCUCUGUUGGCUAUUUUCUAUCAUUGUCUUCGGCUGCAUUUCAUCGGAGGGUUGGCGCACCGACGAGAACGGCAAGGAAGUGUGUCUGUACAAUGGUGAUGGUAUGGCAUGCAAGUAUGGCAAUACAAUUGGUGUUUUCGGUUUUCUGGCGUCGAUGGCUUUCAUCGGUGGUGAGUUCCUAUUCGAACGCAUGUCAUCGGUGAAGAGCCGGAAACGGUAUGUGAUGGCGGAUAUGGGAUUCUCAGCUGCCUGGGCUUUCAUGUACUUCAUUUCGUUCGUGUACUUGUGGUCGCAAUGGUCCUCGUCACCCAUGCCACCCGGAGGUAUCGGCGUUGGAAACAUGCAGGCGGCCAUUGUUUUCUCAUUCUUUUCCAUUUUUGUGUGGGCCCUUUGCGCCUUUCUCGCCUACAAACGUUUUCUUAUCGGCGCCGGCGAUGAAUUCACAUCUGCCUUUGAAACAGACCCAGCGAACGUGGUGCAUCAGCAAGCUUACACCAGCUACUCCAUGGACAACGACAACGAUCAGUACAGUAAGUCGCCGUUCAGUGGCCAACAACAACAAGGCAUGGAACAGCAAGGAAUGGAACAGCAAGGCAUGGAAUAUCAACAGCCCACCUAUUAGAGCAAGAUAAGCCAAUAACAAAAUAUGAGCAAGAACGAUUGGCAAGUGAUUGCCAAUUAGGCUCAUGGAAUUGGGUACUUUGAGAGUGUCGCUUGAUUUGUGCUGUAGGAAGCAGCAGCAGCAGCAGUAAAACUAAAGCAAAUUUUUUAAAUUGAAGCAAACAAAAAAACAAAAUGAACCGAAAACACCGAUAGCAAACAUAUACAUACACACAUACAUGCAUAUGUAGACAAAUAUACAAAUAUACUCAUAAAUAAAAUUAAAGAAAAUGUAAAUUUAUGUAUUUGCAAUUGAGUGCAAAAACAAAAAACUUGUGCAAAAAGUUAGCAGCAGCAGAGAAACUGAAGAACUAAACACACCACAUGCAUACACACAUACACAGAUACACCCGUAUGCACUACUACCAACCGAAUUGGAAAAUGGCGUUCACAAAUGAAAUGACGUGCAUUCAUAGUUGGAAUUAGAGUUGACUCCGAGUCGAUGCCAGUUCUUUAAAAGAAAUUAUGCAAAAAUGCUUACUCUGAGGAGGCUGAGGCGGCUUAAGACUUACUGCGCGCAAGACUUCUAUUUUAAUGUUUUUUCAACUAAUAUUUCCAACUAUGAGUGCGCGUGUCUUACAAAAGAAAAAUAAAAAAAAUAAAAUCAUGAAAAAGCGAUUAAAUUAAAAGCAAACACUUAAGUGCAAAAGUUUAUAAUUGUAAUUGUGUAAAUUUUAUAAAUUCUAUGUCGCAUUUAAACGAUGAAUCGCUGUAUAUCAUAGGUGUGUGCAGCGCGUGAAAAUGUAAUAAAAUGCAAAAAAGUUGUAAAAUGCUUUGGCUUCAACUUGAGAAAUACACUCGUAAGUGGAAAUGAAUAAGUAGUUAUUAGUAAAAAAAAUAUUUGUUAAUAAAAGUUAUAGGCAUGGAGCGAAGGAACACUUAUUAAACGUAAUCACAUAUGUAUGUAUGCCCAGACGCAUACAUACACACAUAUAGACACAUAUUUUUGCAGUGACCAAUUGUAAGCUUCUAUAGCUGAUUAUGUAGACUUUGCGAAUAAACAAGUUAUUUAUUGCUGGUAAAUUAACAAAACACACAACCCUAAUGUAUACAUAAGCAAGCCAAUAAUUUUAAAUAAAUAACUGGAAAAUUUUUAAAAUUUACAGCAAACAAGCGAAUGUUUGUAAAUUUACAUACGAAAUAUCAACAAAGCCGGCAAGAAUUAAGAAUACAUUUCGAAUGUCAUAAAUUCAUAUACAAACAUACAUAUGCAAACAAACUCUUUAUGCCAUUAUGCAUACAGGUAACUCACGCAUGUAUACAUACAUACAUAUAUUUAAUAUUUAUGUAUGCACAUAACAUUGAAAUUUACAUACCUACUAAAGUAAAUCGUAGAAAAUUAGUGGUUUUUGAAUAACUUAUUAUUUAGUUAUAGAAAAUUAACAAUAAAUAUAACAACAAUAACGAAAACUCAUAAAACAUA